Molecule: messenger RNA, 470 nt
Organism: Candidula unifasciata
Lineage: Eukaryota; Metazoa; Mollusca; Gastropoda; Stylommatophora; Geomitridae
Source: the annotation of a GenBank genome assembly
AUCGUAAUUCGGAUAACCUUGUUGCAAUGGGAACUUUAUGGAUUCCAAUUAGCAGCAGCACUUUGAAUAACAACUUGAUGGCUGGAAGUCUUAGUAGUGGUCAGGGCAUCUCUGUUUCCAGCAGUAGCUCUGUUUUGAGCAAGACUUCAAUAUUAGGUCUUCCAUCUACUAAUGGCAGUAAUAGCAGCAAUAGUAACUGUAACAAUGGUGCUUCCUACAGAAAAUUAUCAGAAUCUAACACAAAACCUAGUUAUAUUUCUAGUGUGAAUGGUAUGUCUAAUACAAUGUUUGGCAAACAGCUGAAUAUGCACAGUAAUAAAGAUAAUCAGAAGUAUCAAGAUCCUUUAAUAGGAGCACCUGCUUCUUUCCAGCAACGUCUUAUGGAGCUAGCAUCCCUUGAAGCAGACACGAUACGUUGGGAGAGAAACAGAAAGUUGAAGAAAAAACCUAAGCAGGACAGGGACUCUUAG